UCGAAGAGAACCGCUAUCUUUCAACGAGGAACUGGUGAGGUAUUACCAAAACUAACAGCUUAAUCUAGAGGGAAGGUUAAAAAAGGUCUUUUUUACAUGCUGAAUAUAUUUUAAUAUUCUUAUCUAUUUUUUCACACCUCCAGGAAUCUAUAAUACCUUUUUUGCGGGGCUGUAAAAAUCGUGGGGAAGAAAACCGAAAGUGAGACAGCAGAUAGUCUCCCCUACAGUGAAAAAUUGAGAGACCGGGAGAAUGCGGUGGACUGUUCCAUGUUUCCUCCUCUUCGCCGGGUACUUUAUGGCCAUGGACUGCGUAUCUGCUGGGGGACAAUGCAAAGAGGAACGGAGCAUAAGUGGGAUGGCUCUACAAGGAUUCGUCUUUAAAAAGCUUUCCGUCAGAGCCUUUCACGAGUGUGAUAUCAGGUGUGAAAGAGAACUCACUUGUCAAAGCUAUAACUACGUCGUAGAGGAAAAUUUGUGCGAACUGAAUAACCGAACCAAGGAGGCAAGACCUGAACAUUUCCGCUCAGAUCCGGCACGUGUUUACUUACGGCGCUUGAGCAACCGGGCUCCUCUGGGUUCCAUUCCGGAGCUCCCAGCGCAUUCGUGUCAGGAAAUAAAGGCAAGCGAAGGCAAAGAAACCGUUAGCAGCAAGUACUGGUUGGAUCCAACCGGGAAUGGAACGGCAGUGUUGUUUUGUUGCGACAUGACUUUAGAAGGUUAAUGACCGUCAGUUUUCGUAUCACUUGAGUAAUGUUUUGAGCAUAACUUGCAUAUUAUUGCUGUUGACUUCUUCUUUGUGUAAAAUAGAUCUAAACUCUUCAUUUACUUUUUGCGUAUGAGAGCUUUUUAGGUUUCCCAUUGCCAAAGCUUGAAAAGUUUAUUUUUAAUUUAGACAUUGAUGAAUGCAUCACCGGCAACCAUAACUGUGCUUUAUUUGUCAAACUCAUAAAGGGAGUGCCCGGUUACCCGGGGAGCAUUUUGGUUUGAAUGUUGACAAAUCGUUGCUGACUACCCCCGGUCGGGCUAAUUAUAGUUACCCAACACCGCAAAAGUGUCCUAACUUUUGUGAAGCGGCUGUUUUCGAAUUUGCGAGCGUAGCAAUCUCGAAAUAAAUGUAGCGUUGCGAAGGCGUUGUGGACGCAAUCGCGUAGCGAGUGAACUGACAUGGAACUUCGACAUCUCUUCUUCGAUUCUACGAAGGAAUUGAGCCGGCAGGGCUAUUUUCAGCGCAUUGAUUCGCUUCCAGCGGCGGGCACUACGGAAAUCAGUGUCCGGCCUUGUCUUUCUUUUAGUAGUGGAAACCAACAGAACGAUAACUCGCCGAAAUCGCGUUAGAACGGCCAGAGCAGCUG
Molecule: messenger RNA, 1352 nt
Organism: Orbicella faveolata
Lineage: Eukaryota; Metazoa; Cnidaria; Anthozoa; Scleractinia; Merulinidae
Source: RefSeq, a predicted model, not a curated record